AUGGGAAAUAUGUGUGAAUAUCAUGCAAGAAAUGUAUAAUAGAUUGUUUAAUAAAAAGAUAAACAAUGAAUAAAAUCUUUAACCAAAGUUAUUAGCAUAACAUAGAUUCUAAGAUAUAGGAAUAUACUUAGAUACAGGAGAUAUAAAAAAUGAAGAAGUGGAUGUUAUUGUGGCAUAGACAGAUUUAAAUUUAAAAGUAUAAACUAUUCAUAAAAUAAGCUUCCAGAAUAUUUAAUAAAUAAUGUAUCACCUUAAACAAAAUAAUAAUUGCUAAAAUAUAUUUAAUAGAUUAGAGAUAAAUAAGUAGUAUCUCAUGGUGAGGUUGUACAUUCUCAUGCUGCAGAAGUAUAAUAAAUGUAUUAUAAUAAUUAGUUAGAAUUUGAUUUUGUAUUUUAUUGUAUAUUACCAAAUGAAGAUGAUGAACCAAUGAAAUUAGCUAGAAAUCAUAAUCCUAAAAAUAUAAAUUUAAAGUUACCAAAAAAUGCUCCUUAAAAAUAUUAGAAAUAAUUUAUUUAUGAUUGCAUGAUGACUUGUCUUAAAGUAGCAGAAGAAAUGGAAAUUACUUCAAUUUGUUUUCCAGUAAUGAAAUCAACUAAAUUUACUAUAUCUACAAUUGCAACAAUGCAAAUGAUUGCAGUUAAGAAUUUUUUAGAAGAAAAUGUUACUAAAAUAAAGUUUAUUAGUUAAGUUAGAUUUUGUAUUUAAGAUGAUAAAGAUUAGGAAUUAUUCAAAUGGGCUUUUGAUAAAGUUUUUAUGGACACAGAUGAUAGUAGUGAAGCUAGUGAUGAAGAUUCUCUUAAUAAUAAUAGUGGAAAUAGUGGAAGUGGAAGUGCAGGAAAUUCAUUAAGUAAAAAUGUAAUAUUUAAUUUAAUAUAAUAAGGCAUUAUUUGAAUUAUAACCAACUGUUAAAAAACCAUAACAAAAGAAUUUUGAGGAGGAUGAAUUUGUCAAAAGUUUUGGAGCCAAUUAUUAUGAUAAAUUUGAAAGUCCUUAAAGAGUUGGUAGAAAAAUUUCUAUUUGA
This is a messenger RNA of Paramecium sonneborni, 1021 nucleotides long. The record is from the annotation of a GenBank genome assembly. NCBI's taxonomy places the organism in Eukaryota, Ciliophora, Oligohymenophorea, Peniculida, Parameciidae.